CUCCCACGUUGCUAUGACGAUGAGGCUGGCGGGCACACAGCCUUCAGAGCUAAGUGCUGGCUAAAGCAGGUGUCAGGUUGCAAAGAGCUAGGUGGCUGCGGGAUUACUUAGAGCCCCAGGAGUGUCUCUGGAAAGUCUGGCUACUACUCUACUGCAUCCCUCUCGGACAUCUCCUUAAUUCCACCGGAACACGCAGAGUGAAAAUGGUCCACCACUCAGGCUCCAUUCAGUCCUUUAAACAGCAAAAAGGUAUGAAUGUAAGCAAAAGUGAGAUAACAACAGAAGCUUCAUUGAAACCAUCUCGGAGAUCCCUACCUUGCCUGGCCCAUAGCUAUGCUCAUUCAAAAAGCUUGAGCCAAUCUGCUUCUCUGUUCCAGUCAACUGAGAGUGAAUCUCAGGCUCCAACUUCUGUAACAUUUCUUUCUGCUGAUAAACCUGAGCAUGUUAAUUUUGAGGAAAAUAAAAAUGACUCUACCCUCAAAUGUUCCUUUGCUGACUUCAGUGACUUUUGUUUGGCUCUGGGUAAAGAUAAGGAUUACAUGGAUGAAUCUGAACAUGCCAACUACGAUCGAUCUCGUCUCCUUAAUGACUUUGCUAUCAAGGAUAAGCCUGAAUCCAAGACAAAAUCAUCUAAGAAUGACAUGAAUUACAUAGCAUCCAGUGGACUCUUAUUUAAAGAUGGCAAAAAGCGAAUUGAUUAUAUCCUGGUUUAUCGGAAGACAAAUAUACAAUAUGACAAAAGAAAUACAUUUGAAAAGAACCUGAGAGCAGAAGGCUUGAUGUUGGAGAAGGAGCCAGCUGUUGCAAACCCUGAUAUCAUGUUUAUCAAAAUUCAUAUUCCAUGGGACACACUGUGCAAGUAUGCAGAGAGAUUGAACAUCAGGGUGCCUUUCAGGAAAAAAUGUUACUACACUGACCAGAAGAACAAAUCAAUGAGCAGGGUGCAAAACUAUUUCAAAAGAAUCAAAAAGUGGGUGUCCCAAAACCCAAUGGUUCUAGACAAGUCAGCGUUCCCAGAGUUGGAGGAGUCGGACUGCUACACCGGCCCUUUCAGCAGAGCACGGAUUCACCACUUCAUAAUAAACAAUAAGGACACCUUCUUCAGCAAUGCUACUCGAAGCAGAAUAGUUUAUCACAUGCUGGAACGCACCAAAUAUGAAAAUGGAAUAUCAAAAGUGGGUAUUCGCAAGCUUAUAAAUAAUGGUUCCUACAUAGCAGCUUUCCCUCCACAUGAGGGAGCCUAUAAGAGUAGCCUGCCCAUCAAAACCCAUGGACCUCAGAAUAACAGGCAUCUGUUGUAUGAGCGCUGGGCACGCUGGGGAAUGUGGUACAAGCAUCAGCCUCUGGACUUAAUCAGGCUAUACUUUGGUGAGAAGAUUGGUUUAUACUUUGCCUGGCUGGGAUGGUAUACUGGAAUGCUGAUUCCUGCCGCAGUUGUUGGCCUGUGUGUUUUCUUCUACGGAUUAGUUACAAUGAAUGAAAGUCAAGUAAGCCAAGAAAUUUGUAAAGCCACUGAAGUCUUCAUGUGCCCUCUGUGUGACAAGAAUUGUUCAUUGCAGAGACUCAAUGACAGCUGCAUCUAUGCCAAGGUAACAUACUUGUUUGAUAACGGAGGGACAGUCUUCUUUGCUAUUUUUAUGGCAAUAUGGGCCACAGUCUUCCUUGAGUUUUGGAAAAGAAGAAGAAGUAUACUGACCUACGCUUGGGACCUUAUUGAAUGGGAAGAAGAGGAGGAAACACUUCGCCCCCAAUUUGAAGCAAAAUAUUACAGGAUGGAGGUGAUAAACCCCAUCACAGGAAAACCUGAGCCUCAUCAACCUUCAUCUGACAAAGUCACACGUCUUCUUGUAUCUGUCUCAGGAAUCUUCUUCAUGAUCUCCUUGGUCAUCACAGCAGUGUUUGCAGUUGUAGUAUACCGCCUGGUUGUCAUGGAACAGUUUGCAUCAUUCAAGUGGAAUUUCAUCAAACAGCACUGGCAGUUUGCUACAUCGGCUGCUGCUGUCUGUAUCAAUUUCAUAAUCAUCAUGCUGCUGAAUCUUGCUUAUGAAAAAAUUGCGUACCUCCUCACUAACUUAGAAUAUCCUCGAACAGAAUCAGAAUGGGAAAACAGCUUUGCCUUGAAGAUGUUCCUUUUCCAAUUUGUCAAUCUGAACAGUUCUAUCUUCUAUAUUGCAUUUUUUUUGGGAAGAUUCGUAGGCCACCCAGGAAAAUACAAUAAACUCUUUGAGCGAUGGAGACUGGAGGAAUGUCAUCCUAGUGGCUGCCUGAUAGACCUCUGCCUCCAGAUGGGAGUCAUCAUGUUUUUGAAGCAAAUAUGGAACAACUUCAUGGAGCUGGGAUAUCCGUUAAUCCAAAACUGGUGGUCACGACAUAAAAUCAAGAGAGGAAUACAAGAUGCUUCCAUACCACAAUGGGAAAAUGACUGGAAUCUUCAGCCCAUGAACAUUCACGGACUAAUGGACGAGUACUUAGAAAUGGUUUUGCAAUUUGGUUUUACCACCAUCUUUGUUGCUGCUUUUCCUCUGGCCCCUCUUUUGGCUUUGUUAAACAAUAUCAUUGAAAUCAGAUUGGAUGCAUAUAAAUUUGUAACCCAGUGGAGGAGGCCUCUGCCAGCCCGAGCAACUGACAUUGGUAUCUGGCUUGGAAUUCUCGAGGGAAUUGGCAUAUUGGCUGUGAUCACCAAUGCUUUUGUAAUCGCUAUUACAUCUGACUAUAUCCCACGUUUUGUCUACGAAUACAAAUAUGGCCCUUGUGCAAACCAUGUAAAGCAUAAUGAGAAUUGCCUCAAGGGAUACGUCAACAACAGCUUAUCCUUCUUUAACCUGAGUGAGCUUGGUAUGGGAAAAUCUGGCUACUGCAGGUACCGAGACUAUAGAGGCCCACCUUGGAGUUCCAAGCCCUAUGAGUUCACAUUACAGUACUGGCACAUCUUGGCUGCUCGAUUGGCCUUCAUUAUUGUGUUUGAGCACCUCGUUUUUGGGAUUAAGUCAUUCAUUGCAUACCUGAUUCCAGAUAUACCAAAGGGCCUCCGUGAGCGUAUACGGCGAGAGAAAUACUUAGUCCAAGAAAUGAUGUAUGAGGCUGAGCUGGAACAUUUACAGCAACAGCGCAGAAAAAGUGGUCAGCCUAUUCACCAUGAAUGGCCUUAGGCAGUACCUGUUACCCAAAAGGGGAGGUAACAUUAAUAUGAAGGAAUGUGACCCUUGAAAUGUAGAUGGCAUCCAUGAGGAAGACAUAUUUGG
Molecule: messenger RNA, 3242 nt
Organism: Phodopus roborovskii (desert hamster)
Lineage: Eukaryota; Metazoa; Chordata; Mammalia; Rodentia; Cricetidae
Gene: Ano3
Product: anoctamin 3
Biological process (GO): chloride transmembrane transport
Cellular component (GO): plasma membrane
Molecular function (GO): chloride channel activity; protein dimerization activity
Source: RefSeq, a predicted model, not a curated record